This is a messenger RNA of Aedes aegypti (yellow fever mosquito), 3190 nucleotides long. RefSeq lists its product as uncharacterized. Gene Ontology annotation, biological process: apoptotic process. Bases 1002 to 2825 code for a protein of 607 amino acids. The record is from RefSeq and is a predicted model, not a curated record. NCBI's taxonomy places the organism in Eukaryota, Metazoa, Arthropoda, Insecta, Diptera, Culicidae. The transcript is spliced from 6 exons.
AUGCUAGUGUUUCGACGGUUCAUCAGAAAUAAGCUCGUUGGAGAGAAAUAUCUACAAAGCAGACUAAAUUACCUCUUAAAGAAGUUUGAGCUGAACUCUAAGAUUAGCCUCAAUUUGAACAAGAAAUGUGUCACCAGCAAAGCAAUAGAUGUUUGGCAUAUGAUCCAAAUAAUACCAUUAUUGCUGCUCAAACUAACACGUCUGCACGAGGAUCCUGCAUUCAAGCUCAUCAUAAUGUUGAAGAACAUCACUGAUAUUGUGACUGCCCCUUUGAUUUCUUCAAGACAAGUUGCAAUGCUCAAACUUGAAAUUAGUCACUAUUUAGAAAUCAGAUCAUCGCUUUUUAUGUCUCCUUUGCGACCAAAACAUCACUACCUUUCACAUUACCAUCAUCUUAUCCUCCAGUAUGGCCCACUUAUGCAAUUUAGUACUUUGAGCGGUGAGCGGAAGCAUUCAUACUUCAAAACAGCAUUGCGGCAUGCAGGAAAUUAUAAAAAUGUCUUGAAGCUUUGUAGUGAAAGACAUCAGUACUUGCAAGCUUAUUUAAGUGCGGAUAAGCAGAGAUUCAACGAAAAAAUCAUCUACGAAGGAACCAUGCGUACCUGCGAAGAUUUGAAUAAAAAUGAAAAGCAACUUAUGGAACUGUUUAAUUGUUAUGGAGAAAACUUCAAGUACACAGAUUCUGGUAUUUGCUUGGGUACGACAAUCAAAGUUGGAUACUGUUUAUUCAUGGAGCAUGAUGAGUUCGAGGAUUUAUUCUACAUAAUUAUGAUACAUGGUAUCAUUUUAAACGAUACUACCGACGACAUUUUUGUUUAUGGAGAUAAAAUAAGUGCAUCAUACUUCACGGAGAUGGGAAUCCCAGUUGUUCAGGAUCAUAGUACCGAAGAUGUAAACUGCGUUAAUUUGAAAGACCUUCCCGAUAUCACUCCGCUGAAGUUAUACAGAUGUCAAGAAAAUACUUAUCUGUUCAAUAGUCAUGCAAUUCCUAGAAAAUAAGCAUGUGUUCUACGAUGUCCCGACUUAUACGUAUAGGUGAUUCCCAAAGAAGGAAAUCGUUUGUUAAAUGUUGCCCCACUGUUGCAAAUGUUUUAGAAAAAGGUCGUUCACAUUUUGAAAAAGAACUCACAAGCAUCGUUUUGGAAGCAGAUGGAUCCAUGAUCGUGGAAGAUGAAGUGCUGGAUUUGUUGUCAUCAGAGGGAUUGAGUUUCAUGUUGCUGGGAAAUUCCGAGGAAUGGAGCGAGAAAAACACGACGACGAGCGUUGACGAGAAUAAGAAACAUGACAUUCAGCAAACUCAGACUUUCCAAGAGCCGUCCCGUUCAUCGAGUGUUAUGGAUUCUACGUUAUCCUCGAUAGCCUCAAUAGAACUAGCGGAAUGUGACGCUGUGUUUGGCAAUGUAUCAAAUGUGUCUACACUGGAAGAUCCAUUGGCUCUACCGAAUUUGUCAUGUGGUGACAAACGGAAACUGGCCGAUUCUGUUGAAGAAACUUCGAACAAACGUACUAAGGACAUAUCCACGGAAACAUUGGUUACAUGUAAUGUCUCUGAAAUUGAGGAAGAUAAGUCAUCGUUGCAAGAAAUGGAAACAGAUUCGCAGGAGAAAGAGAUAUCAUCUAAAACCGUUGAUCAAAAUCGCGUUCCGAGAAUACAACAAUCGAUUAAACACGACCUUUCCGCGCCGCUGAAAUUGGCUAACUUUCAAAUCAAUUGGAAAAUCCUACCAAGCGAUGUAAUGCACCAACUUCAAGGCCAUGAACCAAGUGCUGGAUAUCGUGGCAUAUCCGAAACCAACUAUAAUCGCCUGGUCGAUCAUGUAACUGCACAACUCCGAACAAUUACCACGAAGAUUCCGUUCAGCAUCUUCAAGAAACACGCACUAAAGAUAACGACGGAAUAUUCAGUUCUUCGAGAUUACAAUGACGAUGGAGACGUAAUCGGUGAUGGAUCCAACAGUUUGGCUGACAAACUAAGAAAUCACAAUUCCUAUUUAAAUAGAACCCGCAGGACCGAAAAACAAACUACUCAUAAUAAGGGUUGUUCCAACCGUCAAUGUAAAGCAGGGAUAAGAGAGGAAUACUACAAAUCUGGAAAAACAUAUUGUAGUAAGGAACACUUGAUGCUAUUAUCUCGGAAUAAUCCCGAAUCUAUGCAGUUGAAUGACGAGGUGCUUACUAGUACUGAAGCCUUCAUUCGAUAUAAAAUUGACAGCUCGAUGACAAUCGAAAAGUUGUGUCAAGAAAUACCUAUGAUUCGGCGGAAUGAGCUAUUGAAUUACCAUUUUUUCAAAGGUACAGGGGUUGAUGCAGAAACCUUCACCACCAACUUCGCAAAGAAAAGGACAAAAUUAAUAAAAGUUGCCAAAGUGUACAAAAAAUCUCUAAAUAUUACGUCCAGUGCGAGUGAUUUAGAGAUUCUUGAAGGAGUGGCCAAACUUUUACACGAAGACUUUUCAUGUCUCAUACACGAGCUGGAGAACACCGAUGAAAAUUUGCAUCUCGAUGAUGUUUUCCCUUCAAUUAUUAUCAGAAAUGACCAGUUUUUCAUUUAUGCCGACCACGAGCUGGUGACUACUGGCGUCAACACCAUCAUCCGAGCAGUUCAACAACUAUUGGUUGUGUACUUUGUGUAUUUUUUUAAAUACCCAAAGCAAAUUUCUAAAACCUUGGAAUUUCUUCAAAUGUACCUUUUGAAAAUUUAUCCGGAGCAUGGUACGCGAUCCAUGGCUACUAUUGUUGGUGGGCAACAACGUAUGGUUGCUUCUUUAAUAUCCAAAAUUACAAAAUUGGAGUGGAAAAACCAAUUGGUCGAAAAUGAACGAUAAACACGUCUGAGCUAGCCUCAAGUCCGAUCCAACGAAAGGAAUUCUGAUAUCCUAUCAAUCUAUAAAGCUGAGAAAUUUAAUAAAAUGAUACAAACACGUUUCUGCACGGAUAAUCGAUGAGAGAAUAAAGUAUUGCUCCUAAUGGACACGAUAGAAUGUUUUUUUCUUUUAUGAUUUAGCAAUAGAAAUGGUUAUUUAUCCGAAACAAACAAAAUUUAUCCGAAACAAACAAAAUUUGUGUUGCAUGUCUAAUAACGUUUAGAAAAAUAUGGUUGUUUGAAUUGCUUUUUAUUCUUUUUUGUGCUAAAUGAAUCUAAGUGUAUCUUUAUGUGAGUACACGCUUAUACAAUAUUGGACAGUACAUU